AUGUCCGCGACAGAGACCGUCACUAUACCGCAACAAAUCGUGGCGGCCCCUGGACCGUUCCGAACCAAAAAUCCAUAUGCCGCGAGUGAGGCUGUCGAGCUUUCGCCAGUGAAGAGCGGCCGGGGUAGGAGAUCACACGAAGAACUAGAUGUUCGAGAUGAGUUGCCACCACCUUCGACGGCUGUCGAGGUGCUCGAGAGAUGGAAUUUGCCCCGACGGAACAUGUACGCCAUCUUCGGGACGUACCUCAGCUUCUUUAUCUUGGGCAUGAACGACGCAUCCCCGGGAGCACUGAUCCCUUACCUGGAGCGAUACUAUGACUUGUCCUACACAGUCGUCAGCUUGAUCUUCCUGUCGCCAUGUGUUGGCUACAGCCUAGCUGCCGCAUUGAACAACUCCAUCCACCGAAUGUUCGGGCAGAGAGGCAUCGCUUUCAUUGCUGGGAUGUGCCAUCUCAUAACGUACUUGACGUUCUCACUACACCCGCCUUGGCCGGUGAUAGUGGUCUUCUUCAUCUUCGCUGGCUUUGGCAAUGGUCUGGCUGAUGCUGGGUGGUGUGCAUGGACAGGUAACAUGGUCAGCGCAAACAAGGUGCAAGGCUUUCUGCAAUCUUUCUAUUCGCUUGGAGCGACGAUAAGUCCUCUGAUCGCUACAGAGCUUGUUGUUAAUCGCAAAAAGCCAUGGUAUACGUGGUACUACGUGAUGACUGCAUUUGCUGGCCUGGAGCUGAUCGUAUGCACAGCGGCUUUCUGGCACAAGAAUGGAGCCAAGUAUCGCGCCGAGACCAAGCAGGAGACUGCCGGUAGCACGACGUGGAAUGCUGUCAAGAACAAAGUCACGUUGCUUUGUGGUGCUUUCUUCCUAAUCUACGUUGGAGCAGAAGUCGCUCUUGGAGGCUGGAUCGUUACAUUCAUGCUGCGGGUGCGCAAUGCAACUCCGUAUGCGUCUGGCAUCUCUGCUACCGGCUUCUGGGCAGGCAUGACUGUUGGCCGUGCGCUGCUCGGCUUCAUCACUGAGCGGUAUGGCGAGCGAGUCUGCAUUUCGAUCUACCUAGCCAUUGCGCUUGCGCUGGAGCUGAUCUUCUGGCUUGUUGUUUCUGCUGUUGCGGUAGCACUACUUGGAUUCUUCUUUGGACCUGUCUUUCCCGGUGGUGUGGUGAUGUGUGCCAAACUCUUGCCAAAGCACAUGCACGUCUCAGCGCUCGGAGCAGCGACAGCCGUCGCAGGAGUCGGAGGCGCUGGCGUGCCUUUUGCUGUAGGUGCGAUUGCACAGCAGAAGGGUGUCUGGGUGCUUCAGCCAAUUGUCCUGUCGUUGGUCGUAAUCCUGAUAUUGCUGUGGUUGGCUCUACCGCGGGUCAAGAAGAGAGACGCGUAG
Molecule: messenger RNA, 1374 nt
Organism: Cyphellophora attinorum
Lineage: Eukaryota; Fungi; Ascomycota; Eurotiomycetes; Chaetothyriales; Cyphellophoraceae
Product: Bypass of stop codon protein 6
Exons: 4
Coding region: 1-1374 (457 amino acids)
Biological process (GO): transmembrane transport
Cellular component (GO): membrane
Molecular function (GO): transmembrane transporter activity
Source: RefSeq, a predicted model, not a curated record